Tarenaya hassleriana is the source of this 1764-nucleotide messenger RNA. Its product is annotated as ent-kaurene oxidase, chloroplastic-like. Lineage: Eukaryota; Viridiplantae; Streptophyta; Magnoliopsida; Brassicales; Cleomaceae. The transcript is spliced from 8 exons. The coding region runs from base 120 to 1643 and encodes 507 amino acids. Gene Ontology annotation, molecular function: ent-kaurene oxidase activity; iron ion binding; heme binding. Gene Ontology annotation, cellular component: chloroplast outer membrane; endoplasmic reticulum. The record is from RefSeq and is a predicted model, not a curated record. Gene Ontology annotation, biological process: gibberellin biosynthetic process.
AAAACUUCUCCAAGUACCAAUAAAUAGGAAAACCCCAGAGGCCUCAGUCUCUUUCAGCUUGUCGACAUCCAAAUAUAAUGCAUAUGUUUGGAGGAGUAUCACACUGAAACGCCACAGAAAUGCCCUCCUCGACCUCCAUUGUUGUCGGCGUCGUUGUCUCCUUCUUGCUCUUCCUCUUGUUCUUGAGGAAGCUUUUCCUCUUAUUCUCCAGAAAGCGGAUCAUGGAUUCUUCUAGACUCCCUCCCGUUCCUGUGGUACCAGGAUUGCCAUUGUUAGGGAACUUGCUGCAGCUGAAAGAGAAGAAACCCCACAAGACAUUCACGAAAUGGGCUGAGAUUUAUGGUCCCAUUUACUCUAUCAAGACCGGCGCCUCCACCGUUAUCGUUCUCAAUUCUACCCAUGUCGCGAAAGAGGCAAUGGUGACUCGGUUUUCUUCCAUUUCAACUAGGAAGCUAUCGAAUGCGCUGGAAGUUCUCACUUGCAACAAGUGUAUAGUCGCGACGAGCGAUUACGACGAUUUCCACAAAAUGGUCAAGAAGUAUCUCUUGAAUGGCCUCUUGGGUGCAAAUGCACAGAAACGAAAACGAUACUAUAGAGAUGCGCUCAUUGAAAAUGUGACUUCCAAGUUGCACACAUAUGUGAAGGACCAUCCUGAAGAACCUGUGAACUUCAGGGAAAUAUUCGAGUAUGAACUUUUCGGCUUAGCCAUGAAACAAGCGUUAGGAGAGGAUGUGGAAUCAGUUUACGUCGAGGAGCUCGGAAAGACUUUCACAAAACAAGAGAUUUUCAAGAUUCUAGUUCAUGACAUGAUGGAAGGCGCGAUUGAUGUCGAUUGGAGAGACUUUUUCCCGUAUCUGAGAUGGAUCCCGAAUAAGAAAUUCGAAACGAGAAUCCAGCAAAAGCAUUUCCGCAGGCUUGCUGUAAUGAAAGCCCUGAUUCAAGAUCAACUGAAGCGGAAAGAUUCGCACAAGGAAGAAGGUAGUUACCUCAGCUUCUUGCUGUCCGAAGCCAAGGCACUUAAGAUGGAGCAAAUUGCCAUCUUAGUUUGGGAGACAAUCAUCGAGACAUCCGACACAACUUUGGUCACAACAGAGUGGGCGUUGUAUGAACUCGCUAAACAACAAAAUCUCCAGGAAAAUCUAUACGAAGAAAUCCGAAGUGUGUGCGGAGGAGAGAAGAUCAAAGAAGAGAGAUUACCUCAACUUCCUUAUCUCAACGGUAUCUUCCACGAAACCCUCCGGAAAUACAGCCCGGCUCCUCUCGUCCCCCUCCGCUAUGUCCACGAGGACACCCAAAUCGGCGGCUAUCAUAUACCCGCUGGAAGUGAGAUUGCUGUAAACAUUUACGGAUGCAAUAGGGAUAAGAACCGAUGGGAGAAUCCGGAGGAGUGGAAACCCGAGAGGUUCCUGGACGAGAAAUACGAUACGUCUGAUCUUUUCAAGACGAUGGCGUUCGGAUCGGGGAAAAGGGUAUGUGCAGGUGCUCUUCAGGCGUCGCUCAUUUCAUGCGUCGCCAUUGGAAGGUUGGUUCAAGAAUUUCAGUGGAAGCUCGUUGAUGGCGAGGAAGAGAACGUCGACACAUUUGGCUUGACCUCUCAGAAGCUUUUUCCUCUCAAGGCCAUUCUCCAUCCAAGGUUUCCUUAACGAAUGGAUCUUCUUCUUUUUUGCUCUGCAAUAAGACAAUGUAAGUUCCUUUGGUCAUGUAUGUAAUUUAAAGACGUUUAAUUUUUAAAAAAUCAAUUCAGUAUGUUUUUUUUUAUACAAA